Helobdella robusta is the source of this 1705-nucleotide messenger RNA. RefSeq lists its product as hypothetical. Lineage: Eukaryota; Metazoa; Annelida; Clitellata; Rhynchobdellida; Glossiphoniidae. The record is from RefSeq and is a predicted model, not a curated record. Gene Ontology annotation, biological process: monoatomic cation transport; transmembrane transport. Gene Ontology annotation, molecular function: monoatomic cation transmembrane transporter activity. The transcript has 12 exons. Gene Ontology annotation, cellular component: membrane. Bases 51 to 1646 code for a protein of 531 amino acids.
AUUAAAAUUUGAUAGAAAUCAUAAUUUAAUUUGUUUUAAUAAUUAAAAUAAUGAAUGCCCCCACUAAAAUUGAUGUCCCGGAUUUAAUAGGAACAGUUCAUCCAUUUUAUAGAGAGAACCAGUCGAAUUAUUGUUCCCUGAAAAAUGAAGCCAGGAAGCUGUUCAAACAACAACCUGCUAAAAAAAUUUUGCUCUCCUGUGGUAUUAACAUCAUUAGCACUGUUAUACUUUUAAUGUGGUGCAUAUCCACAAACAGCAUGGCCCUGACUGCCUACACUUACCUAACGAUAUUUGACUUAUUUAGUAUGCUGACAUGUUUGGUUACAAUAUGGGUUCAACAACAGCAGCAUUCAUCUGUGUAUUCAUUUGGUUUUGAAAGAUUUGAAGUUCUCUUCGUUUUUGCCAGUACAGUUCUAGCUCAGCUCGGUUCAUUUUUUAUCAUUAAAGAAAGUAUAGAAAGAGUAGUAGAGCAACCAGACGUUCACACCGGUCGCCUGCUAAUGGGGACGGUAUUUGCCCUGGUAUUCCACCUCUGCAUAGCCUACAUGGUCGACAAUCCGGCGUUCAAUCACGUCAUGGAUGCUUCGAGUAGUAGCUGGCUGCAAGAGCACGUCACUGAUAUUAGCGAGAGCAUAUGUCACGUGGUUCCAGGCCUGUCUAAGAUUCUCCUACCUAGAAUCAAUCCGUUUGUUCUCAUCUCAUUGGCUGGAGCCCUCGCACUCAUCGUCACACACUUCCUCAUAGAUUUCUAUUCCUAUCAUUCGAUCGAUACGUGGGCUGCCAUCUGGAUAGCUCUGAUGACGUGCGGGACUAUGCUACCCAUGAGUGUCUAUACUGGGAAGAUAUUGCUACAGACCACUCCCUCUCACCUGAUUGGUCAGUUGGACAAAUGUUUGCGUGAAGCCUCGACGCUAGAUGGCGUCCUGGAGUUUAGACAUGAACAUUUCUGGACUGUUGCUUUCGGAAAAAUGGCUGGCUCGGUGCACGUGCGCAUCCGUCGGGACGCAGACGAGCAAAUGGUUCUCGCCCACGUCUACCAACGUCUCUCAACAAUCAUCCCACUACUGAACGUUCAAAUCUUCAAAGAUGAUUGGCUGCGAGGUGGAGCUAGCGUUAGCUCCAGCUAUUCUUUUGGCCCUGAAGCCAAGUUGCUGCUACUUCAGCAGCAGUCACAGCAGCUACAGCAGCAGCAGAUGACGAUGAUGUCGGAUAGGUCACUGGCAAUUCCGUCGAAUGCUCCGACUCUACCUUCAAAUUACUCUGGCAUGUUUGUGAGGCCUAAUUUAAAUUUUGCUCCAUCCUCGCCGUUGUACCAGCCACACAUGCCGAGUUUUGGUAGCGGUGGCGAUGGCGCAUUUGCUGCUGGUGGUGGUGGUGGCUCUAAUGUUGGCAGUAAUAAUUGGAAAAUUCCAACGAGCUUGUUGCCAAGUGUGGAGAAUAUUUCUGAUAAUGAUUUCCAUCAACAUCAUCACCAUGAUCAUCAACAUCACGACCACCAUCAUCACCAUGAACAACAACAACAACAUUGUCAGUUUCAUGACAGUUUGAAUGUGAAUGUCGGCAAUGUUGGGAAUCCCGUGUGGCAGCAGCAGCAAAACGUUCAAGCACUGUUUGGAGAUAUCAAGCCUAAUAUUAGGCAAUCGUGAAACUUAUACUAGUUGAAAUUUUUUGGAAUUGUUAAUAAAUUGUGUCUUGGUUGUCUUAA